CCACAUCUACCCAAAGUCUUUUGGGUGGGUAUAAACGCAAAAUUCAAAAGGAAUAAUCCAAGCAGAUGCUUUGUCCUGCUAUAUGGGUCUGAGUCUCUGACCGUCCAACGUCAGAUUUAAAAUCUCCUUCAAGUCGUUGCCUUUUGCUAAACCAAUCACGCUAAAGACACUCGAGCCAAAAAGCUUCAGCUUCCCCAGUGAUUUGGGAAAGAGAGGGAGUGAGAAGUUAAGAUGGCCACCAAUCUUGGAAGUACCAGGUACCCCUUCCUGUUGGCCUUUCUGUUCCUUGUAUUGUUGCAAACCAGAGUCUCGUGUUACCAGUACAAGGUUGGAGAUUUAGAUGCUUGGGGAAUACCCACUUCAGCAAAACCACAAAUUUACACACAAUGGUCCAGGUACCACACCUUCAAAAUCGGAGAUUCUCUCUUGUUUUUAUACCCACCAAGUCAAGAUUCUGUGAUACAAGUCGGGGAAGAAUCCUACAACAGCUGCAACCUGAAAGAUCCAAUCUUGUACAUGAACAAUGGCAACUCUCUUUUCAACAUCACCGCCCAUGGGGAGUUCUACUUCACCAGUGGAGAGCAGGGCACCUGCGAAAAGAAGCAGAAGCUCUACAUUUCUGUGAUUUCAGGCAAUGGAUCUGCAUAUUCUCCUUCCUACGGUCCCAGCGCAUUGCCAGAGACUUCAUCCUCUUACCCCACUGUUUUUGGUGCAAUCCCACAACCGCCUUCCUCUUCCCCUUCUCCUCUAAGCUAUCCGGUCUUCAUGGCUGCCCUCACCGGAUUUUCUGUAUCUGUACUUGUCGGCGGCAUCAUGUGAGGAACAUAAUUUACUCUUUUUCAGAUCCCAAAUGAGUAAGAUUCUUUUAUAUAUGUUCCACUUGGUAUUAUUUUUUCUUCGGCAUAUUGGUUAAUAUUAAAUUUUUGGGGUAACAAAUUUAAUUGGAAGAUGUAGUUCUAAA
Molecule: messenger RNA, 961 nt
Organism: Juglans microcarpa x Juglans regia
Lineage: Eukaryota; Viridiplantae; Streptophyta; Magnoliopsida; Fagales; Juglandaceae
Product: mavicyanin-like
Exons: 2
Coding region: 232-819 (195 amino acids)
Cellular component (GO): plasma membrane
Molecular function (GO): electron transfer activity
Source: RefSeq, a predicted model, not a curated record